GAGAUGGCGAAGAGCCUGAGGAGCAAAUGGAAGAGGAAGAUGCGGGCGGAGAAGAGGAAGAAGAACGCGCCCAAGGAGCUGGAGAGGCUGAAGAAAAUCCUGGGAGCCAACGCGGAUGUCGUCAUGGAGGAGGUCAAGGAGGUGGCGACCGUCCUGCCCGCCAAGAAAGUCCUGGAGCAGGGGGAUGACUGCAAAAUGGACAUAGAUAAUAAACGAAACAAAAAAACUCUUCUAGACCAGCAUGGACAGUACCCGAUAUGGAUGAAUUCCAGGCAGAGAAAGAAGCUUAAGGCACAGCGUGUUAAAGGGAAAAAAAAAUCAAAAUUGGCCAAAGGUCUAGCCUGGUAAAAUAGGAGUUUUGUAAGAUCGUGAAUAUUUUACUUGCAAAAUAAAUAUCCCAGAUAAGUACAUGAUAAUUUUGUGCUUGGCCACCGAGUAUAAUUUAUUGUGUUGCAUGAACUUUUGAAGAGACUGUUAGGCCAGCGAAUGAUGAAAGCAAUAUCAACUUGGUGUCUGCUGAACUUAUACAAAAAGCAAGCGGAGUGCCUUUGAAUAGA
Molecule: messenger RNA, 557 nt
Organism: Nipponia nippon (crested ibis)
Lineage: Eukaryota; Metazoa; Chordata; Aves; Pelecaniformes; Threskiornithidae
Source: RefSeq, a predicted model, not a curated record